CUGGAUAAUUAAGCUCUUUGACUGACAGCAGAGUGCCAAAAGGCGCAGACGAAUUCCGAUUGGCCAGAGCGAACUUUACAAUCUCCUCUUGUUUCUAAGCUGAGCGCAGGCAGAGCGCUUUUCCUCCGCAAACACUGGCCGAGAGUAUAACACGCAACAGAGGUGCUCGGAGGGGCUGAAAGCUACGAGUUCACCCAAGCAAGAAGAUCGAUCUGCACAGUGCGGCUUUGUUUCGUAUUUGUUUACUGUAAUAACUUUGAGUUUGUAGUUGAAGUGACGCUCGAAUCAUCCGUGCGUGCGAGCCGUACCGAGCCGUACCGAACUGCUUUUAUUGUGCUGUGGCCAAAAAGAAAGCAUGACUUCUGCUCCUGUGUCGCUGUUGAGAAUGAUCCGUCUGGCGGUGACAGUGGCGCUCAUAUCGUCGUGUAGUGCGUCAGAGUACGAGUACCUCAGCUGGAAGUCGGACAUGUACAACGGCGGACGAAGCUACGGCAAGCCUCCCCAGUGCGUUGACAUCCCGGAGGACUUGCGGCUCUGUCACAACGUAGGCUAUAACCAGAUGCUGUUGCCCAACCUAUUGGAGCACGAAACCAUGGCCGAGGUGAAGCAGCAGGCCAGCAGCUGGGUGCCACUGGUGCACAAGAACUGCCACCCAGGCACGCAGGUCUUCCUCUGCUCGCUGUUUGCACCCGUGUGCCUGGAGAGGCCCAUCUAUCCGUGCCGCUGGCUGUGCGAGGCCGUGCGGGACGGCUGCACCCCCAUCAUGGAGUCGUUUGGCUUCCCCUGGCCGGAGAUGCUCACCUGCGACAAGUUUCCCCAAGAUGAUGUGUGCAUCGCCAUGCCGCAGCCUAACGCCACCGAGGCCACCCAGCCGACAGGUUACUCUCCCAUCUGCCCACCAUGUGACAAUGAAAUGAAAACAGAUGCCAUGCUGGAGCACAUGUGUGCCAGCGAGUUCGCUUUCAAAACCAAGAUCAAGGAGGUGACACGGGAAAACAUGGACCGGAAGGUGAUCUUGCAGAAGAGGAAGAAGAUGUUGAAAGCGGGAAACCUGAAGAAGAAGGACAUGAAAACACUGGUGCUGUACUUAAAAAACGGCGCAGACUGCCCCUGCCAGCAGCUUGAUAACUUGGGCAACCAGUAUUUAAUCAUGGGCCGCAAGGUGGAUCAGCAGUACCUCCUCACGGGCAUACACAAGUGGGACAAGUCCAGCAAAGAGUUCAAACAGGCCAUCAAGAAACUCAAAACAUACAAAUGUUCCUCAUUUGACAAUGUCUUCUAAUGAUAAGCCCUUCACCUCCACAACACACACACGCAUAUAUGCACAUGCACACACGUUCUUUGGUCCCAUUGCAUCCUACAUAUGACUUAGACAGGCGAUCAAAUCCAAAAGGGUCACUCCUGUUUUCCUGUUUAUAUAAAUAUAUAUAGCUUUGUAUUUUAAAAAUAUACAUGUCCAUUUUUUAUUUUUAGCUUAAUGAGGUGAGUGACAAUACUACAAAGGAAGGGUUCGGAUCGCUUUUCUUCUUCUGCUUCAGAAAAGAACAAUAUAAUUCCCCCUGAAACCAAGUUGACUUAACGUGAGAUACUCCGUUACACUCCUACAUCCACAGGUCUGUGGAUUCUUUCGAUGAUUGUUUUGGUUGUUAUUAGGGCUGUCAGCAUUAACUGCUUCAUCGCGAUCAAUUAAGGUCUGAAAUAAAUGCAUUCUUUUUUUAUCCCGAUUAAUCUCAUGCUAAUUUGUCCGUUUAGGCUCACCAUAGAUAAUCCUCCUCAGUGUCUCCCUGUAGUCUCAGUGAUGUAAAAGCAGGACACUGCUGCAUCUUUGAAUGUCUCAUUUCACUUUAACAAACUCUCAGACAGC
Messenger RNA from Labrus bergylta (ballan wrasse), 1864 nucleotides. Lineage: Eukaryota; Metazoa; Chordata; Actinopteri; Labriformes; Labridae. The record is from RefSeq and is a predicted model, not a curated record.